Molecule: messenger RNA, 1898 nt
Organism: Labrus mixtus (cuckoo wrasse)
Lineage: Eukaryota; Metazoa; Chordata; Actinopteri; Labriformes; Labridae
Gene: ak3
Product: adenylate kinase 3
Exons: 5
Coding region: 221-892 (223 amino acids)
Biological process (GO): nucleobase-containing compound metabolic process
Cellular component (GO): mitochondrion; cytoplasm
Molecular function (GO): AMP kinase activity; ATP binding
Source: RefSeq, a predicted model, not a curated record
CUUCCGUCUGUUUCUGUAAACCAGGGGAAAUAACAGUCAAGGUUGAGAGUUGCAGAAGACGCGCCCACUCUUGGCGACGUUGCGCACUUCUUGGAAAAGAGAAGACCUGCUUUUAUCCAGGCACGACUGAGCAUCCAGACUGAAGAGUCCUACAUGGGAAGGAUACGGCUGUUCUCUGCCCUUUAACUUUUUUUCCCCCUCCCCUAAUAAUUGCCCAGAGAUGGCUCUUCAUAGAAUUUUCCGCGCUGUUAUAACGGGACCUCCUGGCUCGGGGAAGGGGACAGUGUCUUCGCGCAUCACCAAAACUUUUGGACUUAAACAUAUUUCUAGUGGGGACAUUUUGAGAGCCAAUAUCAACGCCAAAACCGAGCUCGGCCUGCUUAUGAAGUCCUGUAUUGAUCAGGGUCAGCUGAUACCCGAUGAUGUCAUGUCUCGUCUCAUCCUGAGCGACUUGAGAGCGACAGACCAGAGCAGCUGGCUGCUUGAUGGUUUUCCUCGCACAGUGACACAGGCAGAGGCUCUAGAUGACACCUGCAGUGUGGACACAGUAAUCAACCUUAAUGUACCUUUCCAGACCAUCAAACAGCGGCUCACAUCUCGGUGGACUCACCUUCCCAGCGGCAGAGUCUACAACAUAGAUUUCAACCCGCCUAAAGUCCCUGGUAUGGAUGAUGUAACGGGGGAGCCUCUCGUCCAGAGGGACGACGACACACCAGAGACAGUCACACGCAGACUGAAGGCCUAUGAAACCCAGACAGAGCCUGUCUUAGAGUACUACAGAAGUAAAGGUGUACUUCAGACCUUUUCUGGGACAGAAACCAACAAAAUCUGGCCGCUCGUUGAGGCGUUUCUCCACAGAAAACUCCAGCUCGUCAACCAGAAGGUUGCAUAGAAAGCCUGAACGCAACGGCACAAGAAGGGUUAAAGUUUACCAGCAGAAACCACGCUGUACUUAAUGAUCGAUCAGGUGCCACUUCCUGUUAAACAAAGGAAGAGCAAUAUGUGUUGUUAUAUAUAUCCUAAAUGUUCACAGUGAGGAGCAGGCUCUUAACAUUACAUGCCAGUAACCACCACAACAUAUGUUGUUAGGGAAACUUCACUUAUGAAGUACACGCUGCACUGAUGCUGCAUUCUCAGGAUUUGUGCAUAAAAGUCCUUAAAACAGAAGUCGUUAUGAUUGAAAGAAAUUGUCAUUCCAUAAUGUGCCUUUUUUUAAGCAAAUAGGUAUUUCUCACACUCCUUUAGAAGUUACCAACUAACUUGUAAUUCCACUAUUGUAAUCAUGACAUAGUCUCCUAGUUGAAGAACUUGAAAUGUUUCUUAUGCAGAGUACUUGCCCAAAAGGGAAUUGUUCCACACAUAACUGUAAAUUCACUUAAACACAUAAGUGCCUUUUGCUGCUUUAGAAAUCUCUAACAGGUAGCUCAGCUAAUGUAGUCUGUCAAAAUUAUUAAUGAGGACCACUCUUAUUUUGAACACUUUGAUCUCUUUCAAACCAUCAGUGUGUAACAGCCUCUGUUUAAAACUUGAAGUCUUAAUAAUGUUGCCCUUUUUUUUGAAGUACAACAGUUUCCAUUUUAACCAGGCAUUCCUUGUGGAAACCAAGUCUGUACAUGAAGGCCUGUUCUUACAUUUUCCAUUUGAUUUGACAGCUGAUAAUCAUUUUUCACAAAAUUCAAGGUUGAUCUGUAGCUGAGAUUUGUCUUAAGAAUAUUUCACCAUGUUAAAAGUUAGAGAAACGCUAACUUUGCCUUGUGAUGUACUGUAGAAUUAUUGUUGCUACUGUGUGAAUUUCUGAACACUUGAAUAUGAUGUUUUAAAGCACAUCUCCUUUUCAUAGACAACAUACAACUGCUUUAAAGUAUUUAUUGCAAAUCACAAUAAACCUCUGAUACUAG